AUGGAAAAAAAAUAACAGAAUUAUGUAAUGAUCAUAACAUAAAUCCUUUUGAUGGUUGUUUUAAUUAUUAAUUUGAUGGAUUUAGUUAUUGUAUACAAAGUAAUUUUUUGGAAUGUCACUCUAAUUGUUAGCACGAUCUUUAUGGUGAGGAUUGUAUUCCUUUUUGUGGUGAUGGUAUAAUUGUUGGGUUUGAAGAGUGUGAUGAUUCAAAUUCAAUACCUUAUGAUGGUUGUCAUUUGUGAUAAUUCUCCUGUCCUCUAAAUUGCAUAUAUUGUUAAUUUGGUAUCUGCUUAAAUUGCAAUUCUUUAUUUUACUUAGUAAAUAAUAAUUGCAUCCCUUAUUUAUUAAAUUAUGAAAAAAAAUAAUAACUAAUUGAUCAUUUACCCAUACAACUUUAUUGUUUGCUGGAAUGUAUAGAAUGUGAGAACACACAUUGCAUAAAAUGUAUGACAGAGUGGAAUUUGUUUAAUUUUGAACGUGUUUAAUGUGAUGAUGCUGAUGCUGAUGAUUGUUACUUUCAUGAAGCAAUUUAUGGAGACGGUAGAGGAGAAGAUUUAGAAGAAUGUGAUGAUGGAAAUACAAUUCUAUUUGAUGGGUGUUAUGAAUGUUAAUACUAAUGUGAAUACAAUUGCAUUGAAUUUGUAGAAGGAGUAUGUUUAAAAUUAUCAAAAUUGAAAGAGCCAAUAAUAUUAGAGUGUGAGUUUGGAUUUCGUUUGAUUGAUCAAAAUUGGAAAUCUAAUUGUGGAGAUUAAAUUGUUGCAUCUGAUGAAAAAUGCGAUGAUGAUAAUAACGAACCUUUUGAUGGUUGAUUUUAAUGCUUAUACUCAUGAUCACUUUAUUGUUAGAAUUGUUAUGAAGGGUAGUGUUUAGCUUGUGAUGUUAGAUAUUAAUUAUAGAAUAAUAGAUGUUAUGAAUUAUGUGGAGAUGGGAUUAAGUUGAUUAAUGAAGAGUGUGAUGAUGGCAUAUAUUUUCUUUGGAUGGAUGUUCAGAAAAAUGUUAAAUUGAAGAUUUAUGGAUAUGUAGCGCAUAAGAUUAAGAAAGGAGUUUGUGCUUCCAAUUUGACAAUCCAACUCUUUAAUUACAAUAUAUAAAUAUGA
Molecule: messenger RNA, 1097 nt
Organism: Paramecium octaurelia
Lineage: Eukaryota; Ciliophora; Oligohymenophorea; Peniculida; Parameciidae
Source: the annotation of a GenBank genome assembly